Molecule: messenger RNA, 744 nt
Organism: Blastocystis hominis
Lineage: Eukaryota; Bigyra; Opalinata; Blastocystidae
Exons: 3
Coding region: 1-744 (247 amino acids)
Biological process (GO): rRNA processing
Cellular component (GO): nucleolus; small-subunit processome
Source: RefSeq, a predicted model, not a curated record
AUGUCUUCCUGGAGAAAUGCAGUGAAGAGCAAAGAGCACAGAGAGCGUUCUCAACCUCUUGCUCGUCAAAGUCUCGGAUUGUUGGAAAAGAAGAAGGAUUACAAAAUUCGUGCAGAGGAGCACCAUAAAAAGCAAAAACUCAUCCAGAAGCUCAAGUUGCAGGCUGCCUUGAAAAAUCCCGAUGAGUUCCAUACUCAUAUGAUUACAUUAAAGAAAGUGAGAGACAAUGAUAAAGGGGAAACUGAAAAGGAAUGGACCCAAAAGCGAAUUGCAGAAAAAGAGAAGGACGCUUUGUUGUUAACUUCAAAGCGAGUUCAGAAGGAGCGGAAAAUCGAGCGGUUGGUUUCCUCACUUCAGUUCAUGGACAACGAAGAGUCAAAUCAUCACACCGUCUUCGUCGAUGACCCUAAGGAAAUGGAGACGUGGUCCGCAGCGACCUAUUUCGACACGCUCCCCGAGUUGGUCGAUCGCAAAUACAAUCGUCUCAGCGAAUCGCAGCUGAAAGAACAGUCGUUUGCCGGCACUCUCCGCGACGAGAAGGAGCUAAAGAAGCUGAAGGAGCGUCGAGAGAAUCGGUACAAGGAGCUGGGCGAGAAUCUGGAGGACGAGCAAACGAUCGAUCGGAUUAUGAGCCACAUCCAGCUGCGAAAGAAUCUGAACUCCAAGGGGCGACGCGUGAAGGUGAAGGACGGGGAGAACGGGUUUGCUGCGGUGUAUCGAUGGCGUUUCGAGCGAAAGAAGUAG